Messenger RNA from Aspergillus calidoustus, 192 nucleotides. The record is from the annotation of a GenBank genome assembly. NCBI's taxonomy places the organism in Eukaryota, Fungi, Ascomycota, Eurotiomycetes, Eurotiales, Aspergillaceae.
AUGACGAUUCAUCCGGAUGUUUCUGGUCGUCCACAUGUUCUUCGCAUGCAUGAGAAAGACAUCGAACAUAUCCACAGGCACGAGGGUGUGGAGUGGGUGACCAUGGAGCAGAUGUGCGACGACUUCAAGAGCAAGAACAAGCCUCCCGUCGGCGCUAAGAUGCCAGCUGCUCCAUUACCUAUGCUCAAAUAG